UUCUAUAUCCUAUUAAAUAUUUUAAAUUUUCAUUUUAUAAUAAUUUUCAGAGUCGCUAUUACGAUAGUACUUUCUACGGGAGCCAUUAAUUUUCGCGAAGUCAACAAUGUUCGUGAAGAUUUCAGUGCGAUCAAUGCACCAUCACGCUAUGAAUAUGCCGUAACACAGGACUUUUUCAAAAAUUUUGGCAGUCCAUUUCACCUUGUUGUCGUAUUUGAAGCAAUGGAUGGAGGAUCUCUUUUACGACCUGGCUAUUUGGAAAAAGCAAUCGAAAUUGAGGAAUACUUGCAGACAAAAUUAAAUAUUUCUCAAGAAGGCCAAACUUAUUCCUAUUCGGAUUUUUGCCAGCCAUAUUGCGAGACAAGUGACGUUGUAAAUAUAUUCUUGAAUAUGUAUAGGGCUGUAGAAAUAAGAAAAAAGACAAAGGUCAAAUUAACUUACCCGACAAUGGAUUUAUUUGGUCAUCGAAUUUAUCUGGCAAAUAAUAUAUUCAAAGUUGAUUUAUAUGAACGGUCACAACUGAUUAAAGGAUGUGGAAUAAUUGCAAUAAAUUUUCAUGCAAUUAUAUCUAAUGAUUCUCAGGCAGAAAUUAUCAACAAAUGGGAACAUGAAGUGUUAAAAUUCGCGAGUUCAACCAAAAAUAACAAUUUGAUAAGAGUUUAUGCGACAUCAGAAGCUUUAGUUAGUGAAGAAAUCCGCAAAACCGGUAUUCAAGCUAUUCCUCUCAUAUCAAUUUCACUGAUUGCUGUUUUAAUCUUCACUAUUUUAACAUCACUUAAAUGCGAUCCAAUAACCAGUAAACCAUUCGAAGCACUGCUCGGUGUAUUUUGUCCAUUAAUUUCUAUGUUUGCUUCAUUUGGAGCAUUAUUUUGGCUUGACUAUCCAUUUUUGCCAAUAGUUUGUGUUGUGCCAUUUCUUAUUCUGGCUAUCGGUGUUGAUGAUGUCUUCAUUUUUCUUCAUUGUUAUCAUCGAUCAAAUCGUAAACUUUGCGUUGAGGAGCGAAUUGCGAAUAUGUUGGCUGAAGCUGGCCCAUCAAUAACAAUAACAUCACUUACGAAUUUCCUCUCAUUCUCAAUUAGUGCUUUGACUCCAACUCCUGCUAUUAAGAUAUUCAGCAUUUUCAUAAGUGUUGCAGUUGUUUUUGACUAUAUUUAUCAAAUAUUUUUUUAUUCUGCUGUGUUAACGCUUGGAGGAAGACGCGAGGAGAAAAAACUUAAUGCUUGGAUACUUUGCUCAAAUAUUCCUAUUAAGCGAGAGGUGUUCUAUGGUAAAAAAGUUCGAAUAUGGCUGAGUAAAACGAUGCGAGAUUUUGUCCAUACAUGGGUGAAUUUUUCUAUGAGCGUGGCUGCUAGGAUCAUUAUAAGUAUUAUACUUGUUAUUUACUGGAUAAUAUCUGCAUAUGGUUUAUUUCAAAUCAAGGUUGGAUUAUCGUCCGAAAAAUUAUUCAUGGAUGAUUCAGAAAUCUUGCCGUUUGUAAAAAUCCAGAGUACCAUAAUAUUCAAAGAAGGUGGACAAGUCCUCGUGUUCGUUAAUAAACCAGGCGACCUCACAGAAAAAGAGGCUGUGCCAAAAAUUAUGCAGUUGCUUAAUAGGUUUGAGAAGGCUUCAGGCAGCGUUGGACCAAUUAGCACUCACAUGUGGCUUUUUUCAUAUUUACCAUACACUGGGAUUCAGAACAAAGGCAGUAUCGAAUUCAAGUAUAAAUAUCUUCCGGAAUUUCUAUCCUUUAGAGAGUAUCACCGAUGGAAUUAUUUCUUAAGCCUAGGCUCAACGGAAGAUUGCUUGCAAGAAAAACCGUCAUGUGUCCAAAAAUUUUUUUUUACUACGGGUUUCAAAGGCGCUGUGGCUUGGUCAGAUAGGCUGAAGCUUUUAAUAGAAUGGCGGGCAAUCGCUUCUGAAUAUAAACAUCUGAAUGUAACAGUAUAUGAGCCAUUCAGCAUGUAUGCUGAUCAGUUGCUUACAAUUGUUCCUGUCACAAAAUCUACUGUCACUUUUGCAUUUAUUUGCAUGGCGAUUGUUCUUACAAUAUUCACUCCUUGUAUAACGACAAUUAUCACCUCAACUUUAUCAAUAUUAUCGAUAAAUCUCGGCGUAAUAGGCUCAUUGACAUAUUGGAAUGUUGAUCUUGACCCGAUUUCAAUGGCCACUACAUUAAUGUCAAUUGGAUUCUCAGUGGAUUUCAUCGCUCAUAUAACAUUCCACUAUUAUAAGGGAGAGCAACCUGACAAAAAAGAAAGGCUUAGGCACGCUUUCAAUUCGAUAGCAUGGCCAAUGAUGCAAGCUGGUGUAUCAACGAUACUUAGCUUGUGCGUCUUGGCAAUUAUUCAAGCAUAUAUGGUGAAAGUUUUUGUAAAAGUUGUUGUACUUGUUGUGAUGCUUGGUCUAUUUCACGGUCUUAUUGUUUUACCUAUUGUAUUUGGUGCUUUACCUAUCAAUAAAAAAAACUCACUUCUUUCUUCAUCUAAUUCUCAAAAGGUUUUCAUUUCAUCUCCAUUUUUAUGCGUUCAUGUUAUACGGGUUGAUAUGCAAAUACCACUGAAGAUGGAUUUAAAAGUUACGGGUCGGCGCACAAACGUUCAACCAGAUAAUCAUGGUGAUAUCUUAAUUUCUGUUAAUUUUAUAUUUUAUAUCGUAAUAAAUGUAUGUGUUGAAUUUUUUUACAUCAGAAAUUCGAAUGUUUAA
Dracunculus medinensis (Guinea worm) is the source of this 2682-nucleotide messenger RNA. Lineage: Eukaryota; Metazoa; Nematoda; Chromadorea; Rhabditida; Dracunculidae. The record is from the annotation of a GenBank genome assembly.